AUGCAGGCUUUCGUGAACAAAGGACGAAAGCCGAAGUUCGACUGUACCCUGCGCAUUAUUGACCUGACCAAUAUCCCACUGGUCGCCGGCACAGCAUAUGUGAAAUGGCAUCUGUCAUCUUCGAGCGCCGCCGAGCAUCGCGGACGGACCGACAAAGCGAGCAUUCACGAUCAUAAAGCAGUAUGGGACUUCCAGAAGGACUUGGCAAUACGCAUGACGAUAGAGAAGACGCAGAUGCUGCAAGAGUGUGACAUACAUUUCGAGAUCGUGCAGGAAUACAGCCAAGGUGGCAGGGGAGGGCGUGUCACACUGGGUAAUGUCAAGCUCAACCUGGCCGAGUAUACGCAAGUACACGAACUAGCCGUAGAGCAGCGGGACCCGCAGGAUGAGAGCGAGGAUGGCGCCAUCGUCAGGCGGUACCUCUUACAGGACAGCAAGAUCAACUCCACCCUGAAGAUCGGAAUCAAGAUGAAGCAGACAGAAGGCGACACCAAUUUCAUUGCGCCCCCACUGAAAUCAGCCAUGGUCAUGAGCGGCAUCGCAGGUGUGCUAUCCACGGAAGCCGGCGAAGGCGACGAUAUGCCCAGCAUCACCAGCAAGACUAGAGAGCUUUCUGAGAUGCAGGACCUAUACCGGCGCACGCUCGCCGCCACAUGGGCCUGCCAGGCCGGCGAGAUGGCUCCUGACAAGCUCAUCGAAGAUAUCUUCGCUGGAGGAGACGGCGGGCACAAGGAACACCAUCACCACCAUCACCACCGUAAUAACCAUCAAUCGAACCGCUCGAACCACCCAAUGCACACAUAUAAUCGCGACGAGAGCAUGGGCAGCAGUUCGAGCGAUGCAGAUUCUAGAAGGACAGUCACGCCGCGGCACCUGACUCCAGAGAUGGCACGGCAUGCGCCGUAUGGGCAUCACAGGAGGCACGGAAGUGGGUCGGGAGCGACAAGCACGAAUCUGUCGCAGUCGAGUACAAUUAGUGGGCGGUCGAGUCUGGAUCAGCAGAUCCAGCAGAGUCACAAGGAGAUGCGAAAUAAGAAGCAGACGGCCGAGAACGAUAUUACGGAAUUUGAUCUGCGUGACGACUUGAGAUCCUGGCAGGUGCAGGUGCGGUAG
Molecule: messenger RNA, 1113 nt
Organism: Cyphellophora attinorum
Lineage: Eukaryota; Fungi; Ascomycota; Eurotiomycetes; Chaetothyriales; Cyphellophoraceae
Exons: 3
Coding region: 1-1113 (370 amino acids)
Source: RefSeq, a predicted model, not a curated record